UGUGUCGUAUCCGGUCACUUCCUGCUUCUGAGGCUCAGGGUGGGACAGCGGAAGUGUCUGAAGAGCAUCGUCUACCUGGGAGCUUCUCCUCACCUCACCUACAUACCGUCAUCAUGCCGGCUUAUCAUUCCACAUUAAUGGAUUCUGACAUCAAGCUAACAGGAAACAUGGCAUUACUGCCAAUUAGGAGCCAGUUUAAAGGACCCGCCCCUAGAGAAACCAAGGACAAUGAUAUAAUUGACGAAGCUAUUUAUUAUUUCAAGGCAAAUGUUUUCUUCAAAAAUUAUGAAAUAAAGAAUGAAGCUGACCGAACAUUAAUAUAUAUCACUCUGUACAUUUCUGAAUGCUUAAAAAAGUUACAAAAGUGCACUUCUAAAGGCCAAGGAGAAAAGGAAAUGUACACCCUGGGAAUUACAAAUUUCCCUAUCCCAGGAGAACCAGGGUUCCCUCUUAAUGCCAUGUACAUAAAGCCUUCCAACAAGCAGGAGGAUGAGAUGAUGCGGGCCUAUUUGCAGCAGCUGAGGCAGGAGACAGGCCUGAGGCUGUGUGAAAAAGUGUUUGACCCUCAGACAGACAAGCCCAGCAAGUGGUGGAUGUGCUUUGUGAAGAGACAGUUCAUGAACAAAUCCCUGUCUGGACCUGGGCAGUAAAAUUAUGGGAUGCGAGGAGCGGAGCAGUGUAACUGUGUUCAGACUGAGCUAAAAUGUUCCAUUUUGAAAUGAGCUUUUAUACUGUUUGUAAUAUAAAUGACCACAGCCAAACCAAGAAAAAAAAUCUGGUGUGUGGAACAAUAUUGAAUGUUAAGCUGGCGCUUAAUAAAAGUGAAAAUUUGUUUCUGGAAUAAAUUUUGUUUGGUGGGUUUUGUGCUUUGCCUGUAACUCCACUGGUUGGAGAAAUCAUCGUUCCACAUCUUCUCCUGUAUGCUAAUAAAUAACAUGUUAUCCUGA
Rana temporaria (common frog) is the source of this 947-nucleotide messenger RNA. RefSeq names its product actin related protein 2/3 complex subunit 3 (gene ARPC3). Gene Ontology annotation, cellular component: Arp2/3 protein complex; cytoskeleton. The record is from RefSeq and is a predicted model, not a curated record. The coding region runs from base 114 to 650 and encodes 178 amino acids. Lineage: Eukaryota; Metazoa; Chordata; Amphibia; Anura; Ranidae. Gene Ontology annotation, biological process: regulation of actin filament polymerization; Arp2/3 complex-mediated actin nucleation. Gene Ontology annotation, molecular function: actin filament binding. The transcript has 7 exons.